AUGCACACGUCACUUCGAGACACGUCACUGUUCGGAAGUUCUAUAUAUACACAGUAGUCGUCAUUCGCUGCAGCAGUUAUAACUGGACGAAGAGCGCAGUCUGUGGUAUCUGUAUAUCAGGAGCAGUGUAAUUAAAAAUUCUACAAUAGACUAAACAAAAUGCAGAUCUUUGUGAAAACCCUGACUGGCAAGACCAUCACCCUUGAGGUUGAGCCCAGUGACACCAUUGAGAACGUCAAGGCUAAAAUCCAGGACAAAGAAGGCAUUCCCCCAGACCAGCAGAGGCUGAUCUUUGCCGGCAAGCAGCUGGAAGAUGGCCGCACCCUGUCCGACUACAACAUCCAGAAGGAGUCCACCCUCCACCUGGUGCUGCGUCUGAGGGGUGGUAUGCAGAUCUUUGUGAAAACCCUGACUGGCAAGACCAUCACCCUUGAGGUUGAGCCCAGUGACACCAUUGAGAACGUCAAGGCUAAAAUCCAGGACAAAGAAGGCAUUCCCCCAGACCAGCAGAGGCUGAUCUUUGCCGGCAAGCAGCUGGAAGAUGGCCGCACCCUGUCCGACUACAACAUCCAGAAGGAGUCCACCCUCCACCUGGUGCUGCGUCUGAGGGGUGGUAUGCAGAUCUUUGUGAAAACCCUGACUGGCAAGACCAUCACCCUUGAGGUUGAGCCCAGUGACACCAUUGAGAACGUCAAGGCUAAAAUCCAGGACAAAGAAGGCAUUCCCCCAGACCAGCAGAGGCUGAUCUUUGCCGGCAAGCAGCUGGAAGAUGGCCGCACCCUGUCCGACUACAACAUCCAGAAGGAGUCCACCCUCCACCUGGUGCUGCGUCUGAGGGGUGGUAUGCAGAUCUUUGUGAAAACCCUGACUGGCAAGACCAUCACCCUUGAGGUUGAGCCCAGUGACACCAUUGAGAAUGUCAAGGCUAAAAUCCAGGACAAAGAAGGCAUUCCCCCAGACCAGCAGAGGCUGAUCUUUGCCGGCAAGCAGCUGGAAGAUGGCCGCACCCUGUCCGACUACAACAUCCAGAAGGAGUCCACCCUCCACCUGGUGCUGCGUCUGAGGGGUGGUAUGCAGAUCUUUGUGAAAACCCUGACUGGCAAGACCAUCACCCUUGAGGUUGAGCCCAGUGACACCAUUGAGAACGUCAAGGCUAAAAUCCAGGACAAAGAAGGCAUUCCCCCAGACCAGCAGAGGCUGAUCUUUGCCGGCAAGCAGCUGGAAGAUGGCCGCACCCUGUCCGACUACAACAUCCAGAAGGAGUCCACCCUCCACUUGGUGCUGCGUCUGAGGGGUGGUAUGCAGAUCUUUGUGAAAACCCUGACUGGCAAGACCAUCACCCUUGAGGUUGAGCCCAGUGACACCAUUGAGAACGUCAAGGCCAAAAUCCAAGACAAAGAAGGCAUUCCCCCAGACCAGCAGAGGCUGAUCUUUGCCGGCAAGCAGCUGGAAGAUGGCCGCACCCUGUCCGACUACAACAUCCAGAAGGAGUCCACCCUCCACUUGGUGCUGCGUCUGAGGGGUGGUAUGCAGAUCUUUGUGAAAACCCUGACUGGCAAGACCAUCACCCUUGAGGUUGAGCCCAGUGACACCAUUGAGAACGUCAAGGCCAAAAUCCAAGACAAAGAAGGCAUUCCCCCAGACCAGCAGAGGCUGAUCUUUGCCGGCAAGCAGCUGGAAGAUGGCCGCACCCUGUCCGACUACAACAUCCAGAAGGAGUCCACUCUCCACCUGGUUCUCCGCCUCAGGGGUGGACAGUAAAUAUCCCAUCGUCUUAAAUGUUAUAAGCUAUUUCUCUAGCAAAGUCUCUACUUCCCCUUGCACCUUUUUUUUUAAUUUACCCAUCCUUUUUUCCACUUGUGUAUGAUGUAAAUGAAAAAUAAAACAUUGACCGUGUUAAAGGUUGUCUUUUGAUUUUCACCAACUAAAUAUAGUAAUGUUUAAUGUUAGGCUGUCUGCACUGUCAACCUGUGAAGCCUUUUUUGUUUGUUCAUAAGGUCCGAAAUGGAAAUUAAAGUGACGUUUAAAUGUUA
This is a messenger RNA of Ictalurus furcatus (blue catfish), 2033 nucleotides long. RefSeq names its product ubiquitin B (gene ubb). The record is from RefSeq and is a predicted model, not a curated record. Gene Ontology annotation, cellular component: nucleus; cytoplasm. Bases 160 to 1761 code for a protein of 533 amino acids. The transcript is spliced from 2 exons. NCBI's taxonomy places the organism in Eukaryota, Metazoa, Chordata, Actinopteri, Siluriformes, Ictaluridae. Gene Ontology annotation, biological process: modification-dependent protein catabolic process; protein ubiquitination. Gene Ontology annotation, molecular function: protein tag activity; ubiquitin protein ligase binding.